AACAAAAACCCUUGGACGGAAGAGAAAACCCUAGAAACGACGAUCAACGAUGACGCAGAAGAGCAAUCAGUUCAAGGGUCAGCAGAAGAGGAAGGCUAUUGCCCCUAAUCGCCAUGGCAAAUCCAUUCAAACUCGCAAAGGGAAGAGAAAUGUGAAACCAUCAAAAUCAACGAAAGAGAUGGACACUGAUCGGGAGCUUACCAAAUUCAUAAACCAUUGCAAUGAAGUGAAAGCAGCUAAUGCAGCUUGCAAAGAAGGUGGUCAACUUAACAUUAUCAAGGCUGAAUCUCAAGCUGAGCCAUCCAAAAAAUCAGCCAAAUAGAUGACAACAAACAAUUUUGCUUUUCUUGUGUUUUCGUUUCCAGUGUUUCAAACUUUUGUAAUCCUCACUAUUCAAUCAAUUAUAAUGCUAUUGUUAUCACCAA
Capsella rubella is the source of this 425-nucleotide messenger RNA. RefSeq lists its product as uncharacterized. The record is from RefSeq and is a predicted model, not a curated record. Lineage: Eukaryota; Viridiplantae; Streptophyta; Magnoliopsida; Brassicales; Brassicaceae. The transcript has 3 exons. Bases 50 to 322 code for a protein of 90 amino acids.